AGCCCGGUAAGUCUGGGGACCCCUGAUCUAGAGUUUCUACGCAUCAUAUAUUUAGUAUAUUUAAAGUACAUCCCUACCAAUAAUCCUGGGAACUUUACCCCUCCAAGAGCUACAAUUCCCAGCACAAACUACAGUUCCCAGUUUUUACUUUUGCGGGGUAGAGGGAGAGAAGAGAAAUCUGUUUUAAAUGCAUGGUGUGUGCACAGCCAAAUUGUGAAGAAGCAGACUUCAGACAAGGGCACCAUGCCAUCUUUUUGAGUAGCAUGUGUGUUCGUCUUUCUGGAUUUUCUAGUUGUUGUGGGCAUGACUUCUGGAGCCGUACCAGAGCCUUUAAAGUGCAAUAUUUAAGCUUUUCACUCCCUGCUGUCUUGACUACCAAAAGUAACUGUCUGUACCCUGAUAGCAUUCGUCGGGGCUAAACUUGCUUGUAGAUUGACCUGGUAUGGACAGGUAUUUCCCGUUUUGUUCCCACCUCGCAGCCGACAAGAGAUUGCCCAAAAGCAGUCAAAGUUUGGAUUCUGCCGGCUUCGCCUGUCACCAGUAAAGCCUUGCUUUUCCAGCUUGUGCCUUCCUUAUGAGCCAGGUAUCCUUUGCGUUCCAAGCACGAGGUGGUUGAUGACUGUUCUUGGACCGAAGUCAUGGGUAUGUUGGCUAGAUUUUUAUCUCUCCAUUCUCACCCUGCCGUAUAUGAGGAGAGAAGGAGGAGGAGGAUUUGCCGUCUAAUUAGCAGCAUUCCUGAGACGUGACUGGGUGGUGCUGCCGCCGCUGCGCUGUUGCUGCUGCAGUCAGCUGCUCAACAAUCCAAAAGUGUUCCAGGAACUUACUCUGUUCGGGGACUAUUUGAAGAGACACACAGAUGGACUGGUGGUUGGCGCUUCUCUCAGCAGAGAAGAGCAAUUUGUACUCUGUAUAAAGGAAUAUGGAUAAAUUUGGAAAGCAUGGCAGGUCCGGAUUCAUUAGGACUCGCAUUCCUAGACCUCAGGUCCUACUGCAGCCAAUCCAGCCUUCUGGUCAUCCAGGUGUUUGCAGAAAUUGUGCUUGCAAAAUGAGCCGCUUUCCUCGGAAAAGUUCCUCAGAGCUCCUGCAAUCAGAAUGCAGGCAUUCCAGGGCAGAUUCCUCGAGCAACUUAGCAAUGGAUACUUUUUGGCUAGAGGUUGAGAGCAUCAAAGAGAGUACCGAAUGUGAGCCGGACGAAUGCGACCUUACGGAUGCCAAACCCCCAGAAGAAGGGGAAGCCGAAGCCGAAUGGCUCCAAGACGCAGGGCUUUCGGAUCUAAUUGGGGACCACGCCGCAGAGAAUGGCAACAGUGUCCUGCUUUCCACGUUGACCAAGACUCAGGCUGCAGCUGUGCAGCGACGGCUUGACACUUACACCCGCUCUCGGAGAAAGAAGAACAAGCAGCCUGUCCGUGAUGUCAGAGACAUCUUUGGAGUGGUUGGCUCUGUGGAGACUGAGCCAGAGACAAAUUUGGAAAUGGACAGAUCACACCGCAAGUCUGCAUCAUCAAACAACAUCCAGAAAACAGAUCCAACGGAAACCCAGGACUUCCCAUCACCACUGAGAGGCUCUGCAAGAGAGGAGCUAUUCAGCACAGAAAUUGCUUAUUCUGAGCAGGCAGCCAUCCUGCUCAAAGGAUCUUUCCCAAGGGAAUCCAGGAGGAUCAAGGAUGAGAGUUGUUUACCUAAAUUUAAGAUCCCCAAGGGGAGGCUGGGAGUGACCAGGAUAGGAGACUUAUCUCUGCAGGAUAUGAAAAAGAUUCCCACGCUGGCACUCAUUGAGCUGACUGCUCUCUGCGACGUCGUUGGCUUGGAGCUGAAGAGAAACAAAGCAGUAAAGCGGAAGGCUGCAGAGCGCAAGCUUUUUGGGGUUUCGCUUGGCACUUUGUUAGAAAAUGACGAAAAGCUCUUCCCAAAUACCAGGGUUCCAUUGAUUCUGCAAGCAUUGCUGUCGUGUUUAGAAAAGAAAGGACUGGACACGGAAGGAAUCCUAAGAGUUUCAGGAUCACAGAGCCGCAUUAAGAGCCUGGAACAAAAGCUAGAAAGUGAGUUCUAUACUGGUUUCUUCCAGUGGGAUGAGGUCCAUCAGAAUGAUGUCUCUGGCUUGCUGAAGAGGUUCAUCCGGGAACUGCCCACCCCUCUGCUGACGGCAGAAUACUUACCUGCCUUUGCAGCUGUGCAAAAUAUCCCAGAUCUGAAACAGAGGCUGCAGGCUCUCAAUCUGCUUAUACUGAUUUUGCCAGAACCCAACCGAAACACCCUGAAGGCUUUGCUGGAGUUUUUGAGGCUGGUGGUUACCAGGGAGCGGAAAAACAAGAUGAAUCUUUGGAACGUUUCCACAGUCAUUGCUCCGAAUCUCUUCAUGCACAAGGGGCUGCCAAACAAGAUCCCGGAAGGGAAGGAGAAACAGCUGGCCGAGGGUGCAGCGGAUGUGGUGCGGAUGAUGAUCCAUUAUCAGGAUUUACUCUGGACUGUUGCAUCUUUCUUGAUAACUCAAGUGAGAAAACUGAACGAGAGCAGCAGCAGGAGGUACCAGUUCUGUGACAGGAGGAUAAAAAACCUGUUAAGGAAGAUUAAUCUGGACAAGGAGAAGACAGAGAAAAACCAUGGCGAACCAUCCAAAAUAGUGAAAGUCCAGGCUUCCCCGUUCCUAAAGGAUUCCCUGGAAGUUCGCUUAACCAGUGCAACCAAAGCUGCAGAUGUCCUGAGGCAGUUCCAGAAGAACCUCUGUCAAAACGGCUGGAAUAUUGUCAACACCGUCAAACUUAUCAAAUGUAAUGGUUCGGUAGAUACGAUGAACCUGCUCUUCUAUGAAGUUGGCGGCAACAUAAGUGAACAUUGCUUGGACCCAGACACAUACCUCUUAGACCUGUACCAUGUGAAUCCUCAUGCAGAAUGGGUUAUAAGACAAAACCCAUCUUUUCCAAGGACACUCUAGGAAGACUGACGAGAGGAAAAUGAUCUAGCUGGAAAUAAUGUUAAACAAAUAGUUAAAUGGGGGCGGGGUGGGGAUGAAAUUUUUACUCCUGGAUUUUUAUUUUUAUUUUAAUGGGAGGCUGUGAAGAAAGAAGCAAUUCCCUUUAACUGUUCGCAUGGACUUGUGGCUAGUUGAAGGUUACAUUGGGGUAGCAGAGCAUCUAUAGGAUGUGAAUGCCUGUAGUAAAGGACUUCUGGAAAGAAAGUUUUUAAAAGGAACAGUCUUGUCCCUGAAGAAAUUGAUGGAGAUCUGUGGAUCUGUGCAAUGUCUUCUGGGAUGCAGCCUUGACAUUACAGUUCAGUGCACAAACAUGUAUUUGUGUGUGCCCACACACUUCCACAGACAUGUUGCUUAUUUGAUUAGAGUAAACCAUCUCAGUAUUACUGUUUAAUUCAACCUUUUUAAUGUUCAGAUUGGAUUUCACAUCCCUGUCUGGUUGUAAUAAUUCCCCCCCCCCCCAUAGCGAUACUCCUCAGCAGAGACUUGUCUUCCUGUACUGGGCCCUAACAAGUCUUUUCGUUGUGACCAAGACAAUCCGGAAACACCUGAGCCAUAUAAUGUUCUUAGUCUUCAUGUCGUCAUUGUUUCUUUGGUGUUGCGUUUUUAAAACGUCGUGUUUGUAGGUAUAUUUACCAAAAGCCUGUUGAAAUGAUCUAGGCUAUUCUGGGAAAAGUGAUGAUCUGUACUUAAAGAUCCUCCUUUCCUUGUUUGCUCACAUUUUUUAAAAAGGCCAAAGUAUCUACCUAAAUGUAUAGAGGGUUUCUCAAAAUUGAUAGUUUUGAAUAUCUGUAUUUUGCACUUGUGACUUAAAGAGGGCCUAUUUAUUUUGAAAAUGUCAACUAAUAGAGACAUUUAAAGGGUUAUUUCAUGUUAUCCGCUUCCAAGCUAGUGGACGUGAGAAAGCUAAGCCCUUUCUCAGCCCAAACGCCACAGCUGAUGUUGUCAGAAGAGCAAAAUAUGAACACAUAUGCUGGAAGAUUGCCUCAUUUGGACAUGAAAGGGUUUAGAAGGAGGCAUUUUGUCAGCAUAAGAAAGGAAUUUGUGCUUAAGAGUGGAUGAGUAGGGCAGGGAGUCCACCUUUAAUACAAACAUGCAUUACACAUCUGAUCUCUGUAGAAAAGCAGCUUUGUAAGGAAGGAAGCAUGUAUCUGAAACCCCAUUUCUUCUUUUGCAGCAGGGAGGGGAGAAGCGGCCUACACUAGGAGGGAAAGGGUUAAUGGCCCUCCCUGCUGCUCAGCUAUCAAUCUUGCCCUCCUAAGGCUGCUGUUUUGAAGAGAAGAUCAAGGGCUGUUGCAUGUAACACCUGGUGAAUAAGUUGCCAUUUGGAUAGGAAGAAAGCAAAUUAACCUGUGAAGUUACUUUCCGCUUGCCCUGUACUUUCCUUCCUUAGCCCAAUUAUAGUCUAAUUUGACUGCUUUCCCUCCAGUGUAAAUGUGUGCUGUUGAGAGGUGAUGCAUAGGUAGUUCACGAAUCCCUUGGGGGUUUAUUGGAGGUCGGAAUGAGAAAUUGCAUGAAGAUGGGUCUCCUGCUAAAAACGACAACAGCGUGUAAAUAUCCAUUUCCUUCCCCCUGUGUCGAACUUCGCCCCAUGUCUUGGUAUCUUUACUGCCAGUGUUUUCUUUCCCCAACCUCAUUGACAGUCAGUGCUGGGGGCAAGGAAGUAGGGAAUCAUGGUGACAUCACAACACAAAGCAAGUUUUAUUUAACCAUACAGAUGGGGACGGAAUAGUUCAUGCAGAAGCUGUUUUCUUCUAAAGCUGUGUCGCUUUGUUCUGACCAGAGUGCAGGAGUCAUGUCUUGCUCAGCAUAUACAUUUCCAACUUUGCAUUUCUCAUCCUUUAUAGACUUUUACUAGAGAAAGGAUAGGCGCAGGAGUCCAUUAGAAUUUUCUGGAAAAGUACUAACAGAUGUAAUGAGCAGCACAGGCUGGAUGACUCAGAUGGGUUUAGGAAAGUAUCUACAUGUCACAGCACAGUCUUAAAAGAAUACAGAAUUGCCUACAAAAUCCCUUGAGUAUUUUUUUAUAGCACACUCUAAAUCCACUGUGCAAAAGUGUUUCAUGCCAAUGCAUUGAAAGGAAUCUGUACAGAGCAGUCUUCCCCAACCUGGUGCCCUCUGCAUACUCCCACCCAGCUAGCAUGGGAAAUUUUCAGGAAUGAUGGGAGUUGUAGUCAAAGCUUGGGGAAGGCUGGUGUAGAACUUUAAGAGCAUAGCAGGCUUGCCAAGCAGAGAGUAGGCUUUGAUCCUGUAUGAUAAAGGGUGCAAGGUGCCUAGAGGAAGGAGCACUGGGGUGUGUGUGGCAAUUUUGGUAAUUCCGAAAAGGCCAAGGUAGAAGAGAGAGGCCAAUCUUAGCUUCCAAGAUAUGAAAAUUAAGUUUUGUACUUGGGGCCAAUUUGAAUGAAUAGCUUGGGGGAUGAAAGAAAAUGACUACGAUUCCUCAAAUGCUAACAGAGUAAUGUGAAAUGAGUAUUGGGGAAAGCUAUAUGUGCAGGAGCAAAACCCGAGAGAAACUAACAUUUGAGGGGGAAACAUGGUGUUAUGCCCAAAUCUGUCCAUAAUAUUGAUGGUCUGUCAUCACUUUCACUGUCCUUUUGUGUCUCUCGAAAUUUUAUUGAUGGCAGUUAAAGUGGCAAGGCAUAAAAUGGUAAAGCUCACUUGUGUGUGUGCGUGUGUGUAUUUUUUUUAAAACGAUGGUUUAUAUUAUUUUUAAUGCUGUAUUUAAUCAAUAAAGAACUAGAUACAUU
This is a messenger RNA of Zootoca vivipara (common lizard), 5718 nucleotides long. RefSeq names its product Rho GTPase activating protein 40 (gene ARHGAP40). The record is from RefSeq and is a predicted model, not a curated record. Gene Ontology annotation, biological process: regulation of actin filament polymerization; regulation of small GTPase mediated signal transduction; signal transduction. Gene Ontology annotation, molecular function: GTPase activator activity. Gene Ontology annotation, cellular component: cytoplasm. NCBI's taxonomy places the organism in Eukaryota, Metazoa, Chordata, Lepidosauria, Squamata, Lacertidae.